UCGGAUCGGGCGAAAAGACUGACGUUGCUUAUGAAAAAAUCAUUUAUCCUAAAAAUUUAACGUAAUUUUAUUUUUAACUAAUAGAAAUUACGAAUAAAGCACAAUUAACUACGAUCCGAAACUCUUGUUAUAAAUACUUCCUGAUAGAUAAUAACAGUGGAAUAUUAGUAAAAUUAUAGAAAUGAAUUUUGCAAAUUAUUUUCUAGAAAGAAAAAAAUAUUAAAAAAUAGGAUUUAAGUUUUCUUAAUAUUACUUUAAAUUUUUAUCAGUUUUAAGACAUUUCCUCCAUCAUGCAGGUAGCACGCUUUUUUCUUUACAUUAGAAAAAAUUUAAACUUAUGUAAAAAUGAUUGAAAAUACAGUGGGUGAUCGGUUAACCAACAUAAUCCGUUCCAAGUCUUUGUUCGCUAUCCGUUGAAUGAGUUAUAUAUAUAGAUACUUCGGUGGGUUGACGUCAUUCAGCUGACCAAUCAGCGCUUUGUGUCAUCUGGAUAUUUAGCCGCACGUACGACCGAAGAUAGGUAGUCGAAAGACCAGUUAAUCUACCGACUCUGCUAUUGGCGGUUUAUGAUCACAUGACUUUAAGCCACCAUUAUUAUUCCAAACAACAACGUGUUAGCGGGUUUUGAACGAAAGCUUCGUAGAUAAAUAUAAUCGUCUAUACGUUCGUUGUCUGCAAACAAAUUAAAAUUAAUCAAAGGUUAGCGAUAUUAAGAAUAUAUAGACGAUAGUAUGACUGGAUGUGCCGCUUUCGGCUGCACAAAUCGCAGCGAGAAAGGAUUUUUGAUGAAAGUUUUUCCGAAAGAUCCUGCACGUCGUAAGCUUUGGGAAAUAAAAGUGAAAAGAGAAAACUGGAAAGCAACCGACAGUAGCUAUUUAUGUGAAGUACAUUUUCCUGAUGAUCAGUGGGAAAAAACUAGAGUUGAUGGAACUAGAAAAUUGAAGCAUAAUGCUGUCCCUUCCAUAUUUUCUUAUGCACCACUUAAAAAAUCUAGAAGGGUUCCACCAGUAAGAAAUCCACUUUCUUCAAAAACUUGUAAAAUUUCAAAAGAUGAUGCAAGUUCUGUUGAACAAGCAUCAAGUUAUGAACCAGCAACAGAUAAUUUUCAACAAGACAAUUUUACAAUAUUCAAUGAAGAUUUCAGUUUUGAGAAAUGUAAAGAUAAAGAUAAAAUAAUUGAUGAGUUAAAAAGUGUAAUAUUGAAAAAGGAUAAAAUAAUUUCUAAAUUACACUUUAAAUUAAUCAAUGUUGAUAAAAGAUUAAUUAGGAAUAGAAUACAAAAAUUUAGAGCUUGCCAGAAUGAUAAAGUUAAGACAGCUCUACAAGACAUAUUUAAAGAUGAUCAGCUAGCCUGCAUUUCUUGAAAAUCAAUGUGUUUUAAAAAAUGGUCCAAUGAAACAGUAUGUACAGCAUUAGGAUUGAGAUUGGGGUUCAAAAGGUUAUGACAGCUUACUCAAAUGCAAUCUGACUUAUCCAUCUUUAAGAACCUUACAUAGAUGAAUGGAAAACUUAAAAUUUGAAAGUGGAAUAUUGUACAAAGUGUUUGCUUUUCUUUAUCUGUUUCCAUAUUGUCAACUUAUAUUUUAAGAAAAUCAAUGUGUUUUAAUUUUGGAUGAAACAUCAUUACAAGCACUGAUUAUGACAUAUGUACUAAUACAUAUUAUGGCAAGGUAACAUUACUAAAUCAUACAGGCUUGGCUACUCAUUCACUGUUCUUUAUGUUAAGUGGUUUACAAGGUGGAAACACUGUUGCAUACUUUUAUACUAGCAACUCAACAGAUGAUUGUUUUAAAAAUUAAUUCUUGAUAUAAUUAAAUAUAGUGAAGAUGUGGGAUUAAUUGUUAAUGCUAUAACUUCUGAUAUGGAUCUGUAAAUCAGAUAAUG
This is a messenger RNA of Centruroides sculpturatus (bark scorpion), 1884 nucleotides long. Its product is annotated as THAP domain-containing protein 1-like. NCBI's taxonomy places the organism in Eukaryota, Metazoa, Arthropoda, Arachnida, Scorpiones, Buthidae. The coding region runs from base 732 to 1364 and encodes 210 amino acids. The transcript is spliced from 3 exons. The record is from RefSeq and is a predicted model, not a curated record.